Messenger RNA from Aspergillus welwitschiae, 1458 nucleotides. RefSeq names its product aldehyde dehydrogenase PutA. Bases 1 to 1458 code for a protein of 485 amino acids. Gene Ontology annotation, molecular function: oxidoreductase activity, acting on the aldehyde or oxo group of donors, NAD or NADP as acceptor. The transcript is spliced from 5 exons. NCBI's taxonomy places the organism in Eukaryota, Fungi, Ascomycota, Eurotiomycetes, Eurotiales, Aspergillaceae. The record is from RefSeq and is a predicted model, not a curated record.
AUGGAGACUAAUUCUAUCGUGGGACUGCCACCCCUACCACCGCAGUUGGUGGCCGUCCUUGCUAGCAAUAUUGAUGGCCGGUUAAACAAUGUUCUGUUUCGCCAAAAGCAGAUGCGCAGGUUGCAUGGGUGUAUUGUCAACAAUAUGGAUGACAUCAGGGCCAGUAUCGUCGAAGAUUACGGGCAUAGCCCAGAGGAAGUCCAAACAGAGUUGUGCCUCGCCUUACAGGAAGUGCACACCCAUUUUGCCUCUCUUGAUUUGAAACAUGAUCUUCAGAGUGAAUAUCUCGUGGCCCAUGGAGAAGAUAAUUGGAAAGCAACCCGAGGAGCUGGGAUUAUAUAUAUAAUUCCAACCACGCAUACGCUAUUUUACUCCGUCAUUGCUGCCCUAAGUGCCUCUAUCGCAGCGGGAAACUGUACUAUUAUUGAGCUCCAGAAAAGCAGCUCACGGACAUCGUUUCUUCUAUGGAAUAUCCUAACUGAUGCCUUGGACAAUGAUAUAUUGGCGGUGUGUGAAGAACGUCCCAGUUUGAGCUUUUUACAGAACACUCUCGUCGUCGCCCAACGUCGUCUGGACGACCUGGCUGCGGAAGGUCUACGUGUUUUGAUCCCCCAGGAUGAGCGAGUCGCUGCCAUCGUUGAUCGUACAGCCAAUGUUGAUGAAGCCGCUGCCGGGCUGGUCAUGUCUCGGUUUGCCUUCGGUGGUCGAUCUCCAUAUGCGCCGGACAUUGUUCUUGUUAAUGAGUUCUGCCUUGGACGCUUUAUUGAAGCUGUAAUCAAACAUGCCGCGGCUUGGAUGCGCAGUGGCUCUCUCAGCCAGGACGCUUGUAUAGUUACAGGGCAGAAGAAGUUGCGUUCUCUGCUGGAUGGUGUGGCUCCUGAGGACGGUGUGCAAACCAUCGUCUCUGGGGAUGACUGGGGUGUAGUGCAAAUUCGCAACCGGAACUCGCCUCUUCUUCAACGUAAGUUUGAGGGCAAGUUUCUUAUACUCCACGCAGUGUCUAGUUUAGACGACGCAAUCAACUUUUCCAAUUCCAAAGAUAAUCAUGCUACAUAUACUUUUGCUCGUUUGGAUGCCGCUAAGUACGUCUCCGAGUCAAUUAUCUCACAAGCAGCGUGGAUUAACCAUGUACCGUUCCAUAUGCUCCUUGGCCCUGCCCUCCCACACAGCAGGCCUCUCAGUCCAAGCUCUCGGUAUACAGCCAACCUGUUCCGAGUGCCGCAUCCCAAGAUUGUGCAUCCUACUGUCGACUCUGCUUUGGUCAAAAGUAUAUUGCUUCCGUCGGCUGCCGCAGGGGAGAAGACGUUGCAGAAACUAUUAUCUUCACCUCCAGAAGUUGAGCAGCGCCCUGGUCAUAGGGUUGGCUUCUUUGAGCAAGGAUUGAUCUCCGGAACAUCAGUCGUCCUUUCCUUCAUAAUAUGUGUGUCAAUGAUGGGAGUCCGGUUUCUAAGAUCUUAG